GACGGGUUUCUAGAGGUUCAAUCUUCAAGCCACAAGGUUACUCUCUACGAUGAUUGUGAAAAGGUUUUGGGUAGUAAGUUUUUAAAGAUCGAAAAGGAUGUUGAAUCAGGCCAAACACUUGCAUUUGAUUCCUACCUUGUGGAUAUUGGUGAUCUACAUGGUGAUCACAAACCUAUAGUAAAUAAAACUUCUGAGGCAAGGGAUAAACAUAUUGGUUUGAAACCUCAGUCAUUGCACAACCACAAAUUCAGGAAUAACUCUGCUGUUGAGGACAAGAAGCCUAAUUUCAGGGAAAAGAAAGCAUUGUCUAGUUCUCUAAGCCCAUCACAGAAACUAAUUAGAGAGUUCAAGAAAGGUGAAGUGCAGAAGUAUAGUUCUUCCCCAAGUUGUCUUGAUGUGACACAAUCUUGUGAAGAAGGUCUUGUACACCACUCAACUAACUCAAAAAGCCAAGAAAUUUCAUGAUGGAUUUUUACGAAUUUCGAUGAAUGGUUCGCAAUGCAAGGCCAUGCUCUAUGAUGCUGCCAAAGGACUCUUAGAUAGUAGGUUUUUAAAGCUUAAUGAAACUAUUCAAUGUGGCGAAUCAAUUACUUUUGAUGGUUUCUUAGUGGAUAUUGGAGAAUGUGAAGGAAAUCAAAAGCCUCUUCUGGACUCUAAGUUUCAAGGAGGAAAAGUGAUGCAUGAUAAAUUACACUCCCAGCACUACUCUCCUGCUGAGUUCAAGAAAGGUGAGAUGCAUAAGUACAGUUCUUCGCCAAGUUGCGUUUAUGAGACAAAAUCUGGGGAAGAAGAAUGGCAGGUCAUGUACACCACUCAAUUAACUCAAAAAGCCAAGAAGUUCCAUGAUGGGUUCUUACGAGUUUCAUUGAGUGGCUCACACUGCAAGAAGGCCAUGCUCUAUGAUGCUGCCAAAGGACUUUUGGAUAGCCGGUUUUUGAAAACAAAUGAAAAUAUUAAGUGUGGUAAUUCAAUAACUUUUGAUGGUUUCCUGGUGGAGAUUGGAGAAUGUGAAGGAAAUCAAAAACCUCUUCUAGACUCAAAUUUUCUAGGAGGACACAUUGAGGUGAUGCAAGACUCUUUACACUCUCAGCACAAGUAUCCAGUUGAAUGGGAUGUCAUGUACACUUCUCAGGUAUGUCAAAAACGGAAGAAAUAUAAUAGUGGAGUUCUCAGACUCUCAUCUUGUGGUUCUUUUCGAUAUCAGGUCACUCUGCUCACAGAAGAGGGUAACACACUAGGCCGAAGGUUCCUUAAAUCAUCUGAACAUGUGGAAACUGGAGUUACAUUGAAUCUACCAAAUUAUUUAGUCGAUGUUGGUGAUGCUCACACAAUUCAAAAAGAACCUCAACGUGAUGGUGAUUUUUCUCAUAAAGAUAAUAUUUCAAUCUCUAAAAGAUUCAGUAUGAGUGUCGCUGCAAAAAAUCCUUCUCUUGGCAGUGAUUCAGCGACAUUCCACAGUGAAGCUCAAAAGAUAACUUCCUUGCCUGAGGACAUAAAUUUUAACACUAGAAGCUCGACUCUCGCAAGCUCUACAAUGGGUGUUGUGGGUCCAGCCCAUUUUAUUUGGGUUCCAUUUUUCUUUGGUGGAGGGCCCAAUUGUGUUUUUACUUUGUUGACUAAAAAAAAAGGAGAGUAAAAAAAGGGCUGGGCAGUAGAGGACUUACGGACAGAGCAGAAAAAAAAAUAUCAGAAUUGAGAGAGGAAAGGUGCUGGUGCAGAAUUUACAGACCAGCCGCACAAAUUCGAUCAUCUCCGGAGAUCCAGCCGUUGGAUUGAGCUGAAAUUUUCAGAGGUUGUUCCCAACACUUAGGGCUUCAAUCUAUUC
Molecule: messenger RNA, 1825 nt
Organism: Cuscuta campestris
Lineage: Eukaryota; Viridiplantae; Streptophyta; Magnoliopsida; Solanales; Convolvulaceae
Source: the annotation of a GenBank genome assembly